This is a messenger RNA of Camelina sativa (false flax), 425 nucleotides long. NCBI's taxonomy places the organism in Eukaryota, Viridiplantae, Streptophyta, Magnoliopsida, Brassicales, Brassicaceae. The record is from RefSeq and is a predicted model, not a curated record.
AUUUUUAACUAUGUGAUUAGGUACCACACAGAGCAUGAGUUGCUUAGGUACAUUCACAAGUUACAGAAUAAGGAUCUAUCACUGUGCCACAGCAUGAUUCCGUUGGGAUCUUGUACGAUGAAACUAAAUGCGACAACUGAAAUGAUGCCAGUUUCAUGGCCAAGUUUCACCGACAUUCACCCUUUUGCUCCUGUUGAACAAGCACAAGGUUAUCAGGAAAUGUUCCAAAAUUUGGGUGAUCUCUUAUGUACAGUCACUGGGUUUGACUCUAUCUCAUUUCAACCUAAUGCUGGCGCUUCUGGUGAGUAUGCCGGGCUUAUGGUUAUCCGUGCAUAUCACAUGGUAAAAGCUUACAUCCUAAAUUUGAAUCUAAUUGUUCACCUUCAAUUUAUUUUAAUUGUAUAAACUGAAAAGUGAAUGAAUGA